Microcebus murinus (gray mouse lemur) is the source of this 858-nucleotide messenger RNA. NCBI's taxonomy places the organism in Eukaryota, Metazoa, Chordata, Mammalia, Primates, Cheirogaleidae. The record is from RefSeq and is a predicted model, not a curated record.
AUGGGAAUAGAUGCAUGUGGCCUGGCAGUGACACCGCUGCUGCUGCUGGCUUCAGUGACGGUUGUGGGGGGUGCCCAGCCCAGGACUCCACGGGCCAGGACGGACCUGCUCAACAUCUGCUUGGAUGCCAAAUACCACAAGGCUAAGCCAAUCCCCGAGGGCAAUUUGUAUGGCCAGUGCAGUCCCUGGAGGAAGAAUUCCUGCUGCUCCGUCAGCACCAGCCAGGAGCUGCACAAGGACACCUCCCGCCUGUAUAACUUUAACUGGGGUCACUGCGGCACCAUGGAGCCUGCCUGCCAGAGCCACUUCAUCCAGGACACCUGUCUCUAUGAGUGUUCACCCAACCUGGGGCCCUGGAUCCAGCAGGUAAAUCAGAGCUGGCACAAAGAGUGGAUCCUGAACAUGCCCCUGUGCAAAGAGGACUGUCAGCGCUGGUGGGAGGAUUGUCGCUCCUCCUACACCUGCAAGAGCAACUGGCAAAAGGGCUAUAACUGGACCUCAGGGAUUAACGAGUGCCCAGCUGGGGCCACCUGCCACACAUUUGAGUCCUACCUCUCCACAUCAGCUGCAUUUUGUGAGGGCCUCUGGAGUCACUCCUACAAAGUCAGCAACUACAGCCAAGGGAGCGGCUGCUGCAUCCAGAUGUUUGACCCAGCCCAGGGCAACCCCAAUGAGGAGGUGGUGAAGUUCUAUGCUAAGGCCAUGAAUGCUGGGGCCAUGCCCCAUGGCAUUAGAGCACAGGGCAGUGGGUCCUGAUCCAAAAGGGUCCCCAGAGGUUCCUCUGGCAGCCUAUUCUAAGAUAUGUUUUUUGUUUGUUUUUUUUCUUUUUGAGACAAAGUCUCACUCUGUUGCCCCAGC